Molecule: messenger RNA, 2025 nt
Organism: Enterobius vermicularis (human pinworm)
Lineage: Eukaryota; Metazoa; Nematoda; Chromadorea; Rhabditida; Oxyuridae
Source: the annotation of a GenBank genome assembly
AUGGGACGACGAAAGCGGGUGCAACAAAUUUUAGAAUCUAAAAGUUUCUGCAAAGUGCUAGAAUCGUUGAUUAAAGCUGAAAGCGAAAGUUGUAAGAAUGAUCCAAAUCAUUUGGAGACGUUGCAACGACUUUCCGAGCUAUCGUUGCCGCACGGUCAACUGGCUGCAGCCAGUUUACAUAACAUUGGAUCGUCUGCUGUUGUACCAAUUGCGGAUUUACGGGAUAACGAAAAUUACACAAAGGCAGAGAAAUUACAGAGGUAUAAACUUGCAUCGUUGUACCGUCUAGUAGACUUGUUUCAGUGGUCUCAGGGGAUCUACAACCAUAUAACGUUGAGAACUGCAUCAAAUCCCUCAGAAAUUUUAAUUAAUCCUUUUGGCUUAUUGUACCACGAAAUCACUGCCAGCUCACUUGUCAAAGUUGACCUUGACGGCAAUGUCCUUGACGGAGGAAGUACGAAACUUGCUAUAAAUCAGGAAGGUUUUGUUUUACAUUCAACUAUUCACAAAGCUCGUGCGGACAUUAAUUGUGUUCUUCAUCUUCAUACUGCUGUUGUGGCAGCUGUCUCCUCUAUGAAAUGUGGCUUGUUACCAUUAUGUAAGGAAGCCAUGAUAAUUGGUCCUGUAGCUUAUCAUGAUUAUCAGGGUUCAUUAGCAGAUGAGUCUGAUCGAAAUGCAUUGGUAAAUGAUCUUAGCGACAAAAAUAUUCUUUUGAUGCGAGCGAAUGGAUUUAUUGUAUGCAGUGCAACCAUCGAAGAAGCUGUUUUCCUAACACAAAAUUUGAUUGCUGCCUGUGAUCAUCAGGUAAGAGCUGCUCGAGCGGGUAUUGAAAACUUGGUUAUUCCCGAUGAAAAGGCUGUUGAGAAAGUUAGGAGGUCGUUGAAACGUGGAAUUACCGAGUUAAACAAAUCACCGUCCAAAACUGCAGAGAAUAAGCGAGUUGAAUGGAAGGUUGGGGAACUAGAAUGGGAGGCAUGGAUGCGAGUACUCGAUACCGCUGGGUUUCGCACUGGACAUUUAUACAAACAACCUCUGUUUCGGAAACCAGUAGCUUCCGUAACUGGAGAGCAGAGCGAUGUUGCAGUACCUCCGACAACGACUGCAAUGGGAACGGUUGAUGAAACUGAUUUGGAAGCAGUGACUGCUCAUAAAAUAGCACUGCUUAGAAAAGAGCAAGAAAAAGCUCGAUGGCUAAAUUCACCUAAUGCAUAUCAGAAAGUGGAAUUCUUGGAAACUGGAACUGAUAAUCCAAAAAAAAUAACAAAGUGGGUGCAAGACUCUGCCUCACCAACUCAUAGUGGAACGGUUGUAAAAAUUAGCUCUCCUCACCAAUUCAGUCCUGUGGCACUAAAUCCAAAGGAAUUUAAAGAGAAGCAAAGAGCAAUAAAAGAGAACCGGUUAACGGGUGCGACUUCCGCUGGACCCCAGUCACAGAUUUUGGAUGGAGUUUCUUAUGAAGAAAUGGCUCAGAUUAGAGCGGACGCUGAGACUAGCGGGAUGGGGCAGACAGAUCGUGUAGUUAUGAUUGGUACGGCUAGUAAAGGUAUCAUCGAACGGCAGCAUCAGCAUAAUGCCCAGGUAUACAGGCAGCUUUACGCACCAAAUCCGUUCGCUACUGAAACGGAUGAAGAUAUACAAAAAUACAUAAAAGAAGUAGAAAUGAAAACUUCUCGGCCUAGCUCUGCAGCUGCAACCGAAAAGCCGUCGAGGCAAACAAAUGAAGAGAACAGCGAAGUUGAGAGUCCCGGACGUGGUACUUCUAUCCUAGAUUUAUUAUCUUUAGAUAAAGCGUCUUUGAUGCAGGCAGCUCGAGAGCAUCGCUUACAGCCCACUCCUGAGGCAGUGACGUCUACUUCGCUAGAUGGUCCUAAUAAAAUUGCGGAACGCGACGGCACAUUAUCGUUAGAUCGAACUGUUAACAGUGUUAAUUCAAUGACGCUCGAAACGACAUUUGAUUCUACAGAUGUUCCGAGAAGUCGGCUAAUUCAAAACUCCGAGCUUUCGUCGUCGACUCCUCACCGUUAG